Arachis stenosperma is the source of this 933-nucleotide messenger RNA. RefSeq lists its product as uncharacterized. Gene Ontology annotation, biological process: proteolysis. The record is from RefSeq and is a predicted model, not a curated record. The transcript is spliced from 2 exons. Gene Ontology annotation, molecular function: aspartic-type endopeptidase activity. Bases 1 to 933 code for a protein of 310 amino acids. NCBI's taxonomy places the organism in Eukaryota, Viridiplantae, Streptophyta, Magnoliopsida, Fabales, Fabaceae.
AUGAAUAAGUCAGCCAGGUUGUGGCUGCCAACAAGUGGCAGCCCUCUUACAGUCAAACCCGGCAGCAUGGUAGCGGAGAAAGAUAGAAGGAACACGCCAGAGACGGCGGUCCGAGCAAGACACCCAGAGGUUUAUCAGCAGAUAGCCGAGAAGGAAAUUUUGUCGAAGCCCCGACCUCUGAAGGAUCGAACCGGGGUAAACAAGAGCCUCUACUGUGAUUAUCACAAAGGCUAUGGACACAAGACACAAGAUUGUUUCGACUUGAAGGAUGCGCUGGAACAAGCGAUCUGGGACGGAAAGCUAGCCGAAUUCUCCCAUCUCAUCAGAGAGCCAAGGAGGCGAGAUCGCGAUCGCGAGGGAAAGGACAAGCCCCGCGCGGUGAAGCGACGUCAUGAGCCGGAGGACAACGAGCACGGCCUUACCAUAGUAAAUGUGGUAACGGCAAGAAACGCACCCCCAAAAUCGAGGUCGGCACACAAGAAAGACGCCAAGGUCCUUGUGGUUUCCUCAUCCUCUUUGCGAAGCUCCAAGAGGCUCCCACCCAUCGCAUUCGGUCCAAAGGACCAAUGGUUCGAUGAGGCCGCGGAAAACUCUCCCAUGGUCAUCACGGCCAGAGUCGGAACCGGCCUCAUCAAGCGGAUCCUCGUGGACACCGGGGCUGACUCGAAUAUCAUGUUUCGCAACGUGUUCGAUGCCUUAGGCCUACGGGAUGCCGAUUUAAAGACGCACCAACACGAUGUUGUGGGUUUGGGUGACCACUUCAUCAAGUCAGAUGGGAUAAUCUCCCUACCAAUAUCUGUAGGGUCAGGACAGGGGCGAAGGUCGGUAAUGCCCGAGUUCGUGGUUCUACGAGACUCCACGGCCUACAACGUCAUCCUAGGGAGGAAGACUAUCAACGACCUCGGAGCAGUAAUUGACAAACCCCAUUUGUAG